Molecule: messenger RNA, 10079 nt
Organism: Pomacea canaliculata
Lineage: Eukaryota; Metazoa; Mollusca; Gastropoda; Architaenioglossa; Ampullariidae
Product: FERM, ARHGEF and pleckstrin domain-containing protein 2-like
Exons: 29
Coding region: 265-3741 (1158 amino acids)
Cellular component (GO): cytoskeleton
Molecular function (GO): cytoskeletal protein binding; guanyl-nucleotide exchange factor activity
Source: RefSeq, a predicted model, not a curated record
CCUCCCUUGAAUUUCCCCACCGCUCGCGCAGAAUUGUUCGAAUGUGUGCGAGGCCUCGCGUAUUCAGCUAAAGAUCGCAGCUGUCGGGUGUAGCCUGUGCUUCAUUUCAUCGCAUUCAACUGGGAUUAUUUCACGAUGGAUUAACUAGUUUGGAUUAACGUAUUUGUCGCUCCUUCUUCCUGCGAUGAAGGUCAAGGAUAUGGGUCCACUUUCAUGAGACUGAGUCAAUGCCAGUGAAGUAGACAAAAGUUAUCAGUGGUCGCAAUGGCCGACCCAAGAUCACCCAAGUCACCUCGCAAAGGCAAGGUCAUCAGCUUGCGUGUGAACUUUUUAAAUGACACAGUUCAUGCUUUCCAAGUACCUGUGAAAGCUGUGGGUCUUUUGUUAUGGGAUGCAGUUGUGAGUCACCUUCAGCUUUUGGAGUCGGAUUACUUUGGCCUGGAGUACACCAAUCACUAUGAGGAUGAGAGCUGGCUAGACAACAAUAAGCAGAUUUUAAAACAGCUACCUUCUGCAGACACUCCACUGCGCUUUGGAGUCAAGUUCUACAUGCCCGAUCCCAGCAUGUUAGAGGAGGAAAUCACAAGGUACUUCUUUGCAUUGCAAGUUCGUCGAGACUUGCUUUUAGGUGAACUACAUUGUAGUGAAAACACUGCAGCUUUGUUGGCAUCAUACAUUGUUCAAGGAGAGAUUGGUGACUUUCUUGUGGAUGAAUAUAGAGACAUUUCAUAUCUUUCUUCAUUCAAGUUUGUUCCUCAGCGACAGCAAACAGUUGAGAUGCUUCAGAAAGUCAUGGAAUACCAUCGACAGCAUGUAGGAGAAUCCCCUUCAGAAGCAGACUCCAAUCUCCUAGACACUGCUCGCAAAGUGGAGAUGUAUGGAAUCAAAUUUCAUCCAGCCAAGGACCAUGAAGGUGUAUCACUUAAUCUGGCAGUGGCACACAUGGGUGUGUUGGUAUUCCAAGGAAUGACAAAAAUUAAUACAUUUUCCUGGGCAAAAGUGAGGAAACUCAGCUUUAAGCGCAAAAAAUUCCUCAUUAAGCUUCACCCAGAAAGCUAUGCAGUGCGGAGAAGUGAAGUUUACCAACCCAAUCCAGAUGCUCCUCAGUGCUUGGGAUAUUACAAAGACACAGUGGAGUUUUUCUUUGAUACACGAGACAGAUGCAAAUAUUUCUGGAAAAAAUGCAUAGAACACCACAGCUUUUUUCGGUGCCAAACAAUAAAAAAAAUGCCCCGCAACAAGACGCGCGUCGUCAGUCGAGGAUCCUCUUUCAGGUAUAGCGGUAGAACUCAGAAGGAGCUGCAAGAAUAUGUACGAGAAAACAUAGUCAAACGACCAAUAAUAGAAAGGUCUGUCAGUGGCCGCAUCUCCAGCCGCAGCACAAGUGUUACACCAAAAAUUUCUGCAAAGCCUUCUGUGCACAACUCCUCAGAUUUACACAACUCCACAGCAUCAAGUGGCUCCCACAUCUUGGAGACUUCAUCCUCUGGGCUUCCUCCAAUACCUCCAACAAGACUGGAGACUGCUGAGAUCCAUUCCGAUUCCUCCAUGUCAGGAAGUCGUUCACUUGGAUCUCCACGUCUUGAACAUGGACUGUCAGCAGAUUCUGAAGGAGGAGAAUUCAUCAACCAGCCUGUGGAUACUGCUGCAGUUGAUGCUCGGCUGCCUCACUCCGACUCACCAGAUCAUCUUCAUACAAACAAUGUCAGUGCCACCUCAACUCCUAGGUUGUCAACUUCAGGGCUACAGGCCAAAGAUAGGAAAUUCUCUGCCCCUGUUUUUAGGUCAGAUGAAGAGAAGCCUGACUGGGGGGAUCAUCGUCUUUCUCGAACCGCUGAAGUGGAAAACAUUCCAGAAAUAGUUGAGGAAGAGAAAAAUGAUGAAAAUAUUAACUCACCCAGCAGGAAAAGUCUCACUCGCAGUGCAAGUGCAACUCCAUGUGAAUCCUUCAGGUAUGAUUUUGAUGACCUACCCCCUCCUCCACCACCCCCUCCAGCUGAUGUUGAGGAGGAUGAGGGAAGAGAUAGAAUGAUGGACUUGCGGGAUGAUGAUGAGGAAGAUGAGGAUGAGGAGGGGGCACAGAGGAAGUACCUUGAUGUUCCCUCAAGGAACCCAGCUGCUGAUAUUUCUGUCUCCAGUGCAGGAUUUCCCAGCAACAUGAGCAACAUCUCUUCAGGUUUGGAUCUGGAGGAGGACACCAAGCGACGUAGCAAGCACCGACCUGCAGACACAGGAUACUAUAUUGUGAAAGAACUCCUGAUGACAGAAAGAACUUACAAAAAAGAUCUGGAAGUGCUGGUUGUGUGGUUCCGUCAAGCCAUUAGUGGAGAUGCGGAUGCGCUGACUGCAUUAGGAAAGUUAAUAUUCUCCAUCUUGGAUCCUAUCUAUGACUUUCAUUGCAUCUUGCUGAAGGAGAUUGAGCAGAGACUAUCCUUGUGGGAAGGUAAGGCCUCAGUGCCUAUGAAUGGUGAUGGUCACUGCAUUGGUGACCUCAUGCUUCAAACUGUCAACAGCAUUGAGCAGCUGUAUCAACCAUUUCUUGAAACACAAGAAAGCAUGUUGCUAGAACUAGACCAACGAAUUAAGGGAAGCAAACUCUUUGAGGAGCUCUUCAAAGAAUUUGAAUCCCAGAAAGUGUGUUAUCUCCCCCUGAACACGUUCUUCCUCAAACCUGGGCAGCGGUUACUUCACUACAAACUUGUCUUAGAACGUCUAGUCAAACAUUACUCCCCUACUCACACUGAUUCGUCUGACUGCCAAGCUGCAUUGGAAAAAGUCAAAGACAUCACAAACACAUACAAGUUUAAACUGCAUCGUUUGGAAAAUCUUCAGAAGCUAAUGGAACUGCAGCGAGAUUUACUGGGCCUGGAAAAUCUUGUCAGUGUAGACCGAGAGUUUCUGAGAGAAGGCUGCUUGCAAAAAUAUUCUAGGAAAGGCUACCAGCAGCGCAUGUUUUUUCUUUUCUCAGACAUGCUGGUAUAUACCAGUAGAUCUGCAUCAUCUUUGCUGCAGUUCAAAGUUCAUGGUCAGCUUCCUGUCCGAGGCAUGACGAUUGAAGAAACAGAACAGUCCAAAGUAGCAGUGCCAAACACCUUUGCCAUUUAUUCAGGAAGCAGAUGUAUAUUGGUGGCAGCAAGCUCAGAAGAGGAAAAAGCCAAGUGGAUUGAGGAUAUUAACAACGCUGUUCAGGCUGCUGCUCACAGACCGGAGGCUGAAUGCCCGCACUACCCUACCCUCAAGUCCUCAAGUUCAGCAGAAAAUGUAGAUAUAUCAGGUAAUAAUGACGGUGAACGGUCUACAGAAAAGCUUAUUCAGCAUCGAGCCAACACAACAAUGCAUGUUUGCUGGCACCGCAACACAAGUGUCUCAAUAUAUGACCAUGAGAGAGCACUCAAGAAUCAGCUUAGUGGCUAUCUGCUUCGAAAGUUUAAAACAAGUAAUGGAUGGCAAAAACUGUGGGUGGUCUUCACAAAUUUCUGCCUUUUCUUCUAUAAAACUUAUCAGGAUGACUUCCCUCUGGCCAGCCUGCCAUUGCUAGGAUAUGCAGUGAAUCAGCCAGAGCCAGAGGAUCGAAUCAACAAAGAUAACGUGUUCAAGCUGCAGUUCAAGAACCAUGUUUACUUCUUUCGUGCUGAGAGUGAAUAUACAUAUUCAAGGUGGAUGGAAGUAAUAAGUCUAGCCACAAGCAGUGCUCGACGGACUCGCCUUUUCAGCCGCAUGACAAGCACUCUGGAGAGCUAGUAAACGGAGUCUUGUCUUUACCCUGCUGUGUCCAAAAGAGUUUCAGCCACCAGAGAGACUACAAAAAUCUUUGUGACUUAUUUUAGCUUUGUGGAUUAGUGUGGAAGAAGUCCUUAAUGAAGAGAGUUGUGAGCUGUUGUUUUGAACAUCAUACAUAAGAAGAGUGUGUGUUGGGGGUACCUGCUUUUUUAAAACUGUUAUUUAGCAAGGGCUUUGUACAAAAUACAGCCAAUGAAUUCAGAUUGUCCUGGUCAAAAUAUAUAUAUAUAUAAAAUAAUGAAAUCAAGGUAAGGUUCAGUGUUUGGGGUUUUCAAGUUUGCUAGUAAGUAUGUGGAAAAAGUGUGUACCAUGUGAAAUGUGCUGGGAACAAGAGGAGCACGGCGGUUGAACCAGUAACAAUACGGCUAUUUCGGGCAGCCUCAUGUCCAAUCUGUGCAACGAGACUGCAGCAGUAUAACCAUAACCUUCACCUCUCCAUAUAUUUUUGUAAGUUUGUUGUCACCUGAACCACAGUGCAUUUUCCAGACUCAUUACCAUCAGGAAAGGAGAUGUUGUAUUGAUGCGAUGAAUGAGUUCUCCUAAAGUUUAGUAGAUGGUAGUCCAUUGUUACAGUGUUCCUAAUAAAAUUUUAUUUAUUUUGACCUUUUGUCACUACAUACACAGAGUAGCACAGUACAGUUUCUUCUGAAAGCCAUACCGUUGUGUGCAUAGCCAGAACUGUAUGAUCGUGAGUGAGUAUUGAUAUGUAUAUCACACAUUCUACAACACUAGGUGGAAGACUGUUAUUAAGUUAAGUGAAUCUACUUUACCUUACUGGAAUAGAACGAUUUCCUCAUUCACAAUUUUUUUUAAACUUUGUUAUUUCUAUAAUGUAAAAUUUCUAGUUUUGCUAAACACCCAGAGAUCUAAAGCUAGUUUAACACUCACAGAUUUGAAUAUGUUUAUAAACGCAUAUUUUCAGAAAAUAAUUAAAAGUAUCAAGAAAGGUGGACUGCAGGUGUGAGAAAAAUAAGGACACACACAAAGUGAAACAUCUUUUAAGUAUCUUUUUGCAAUGGCUACUGUUAACAAGAAUUAUCCAGUCUUACCUCAUGGUUAUCAUUCAUUUUGAUGGAGAGAAAAACUUUCUUUAGGUGUAAUUAUUUUGAAUACAUUCUUCACAUUACCAGGCCAUCCUUUAUAGCACAUACAGUUCUCUCUGUGUGUGGGAGAGAGUGAAAAAACUAGGAAUUUUGAAAUACUUGAGUGUACUUGACAGUGAAAAAUGUCCUUUUUUUUCACUCUGCCACCUGAAUGUGUUUCCCACAUCAUUAUCUGUCAUAUAUAUCAUAAUUGUAUGUAUACCCUUAUGCAUUUGAGUGAUAUACUUUUAAAGGGAAAAAACUGCCAAUACCUUUAUUCUUUUAGAAAAUUAAUGUGUACAUCUGAAAAAAAGAGUCAAUAGCUUAAAGAUGACUUAGCAUUUGAAAGGGGUUGAUUUUACUUUCCAUUUCUGUCUGAAAGCAUGUUGAAUGCAGCCAAAACGGUUUCAUAACUGCUUUAAAAAGUUUAGUAAACUUGAGCAGCAAAAGCAGUGGGUUUUUUAAAAUCCUCUUUCUUGAGCUUCCAUGUAUGCCUUAACUUUCCAGCAUUAUUUUCCCUGUUUUGAUGUGAAGUCCAAUUUGUUGACAACAGGCAAGCAAGUGUGCAUGCAACAAAACAAAUAUGAAAAUGCUUCAUCUGCAGUAUUUAUUACAUCAUUUUGAUUAUUGUUGUAUUGAGAAGCUGUGACUGAAGGUCUCAUGAUGACUACUAAUCUUUAGUGGCCUAGCAUUCUGGUUGCUUUGCAAACUGUCUACAGAUUGGCAUAACAUUGGCUGUGUGUGUAUGUGUGAACACUGAGAAAAUUUGUAUCUGGGCAUUUUGAUUCAUUUUUUAGUCAUUCUGUUGCUCAAAACCUGCAUCGGAUGCCAUUACUUUUACAGUAGCGUUUUUUUAAGAAAAUAGGGAAUUUUUUUACUUCUUAUAUUUGAAGUUAAGUUAGCUUAAACUUUAAAGAUUGAAAGGGUUUGAUGUGAGACUGCUGUUGAUAGCACAUUUUAUACUCCAUAUAUUUUGUUGUUUUCUGAUAUUGCUUCAUCAUUUACACAUUAAGAGAUUUUAUGAAAAGCAGAGUUGAGAAACUGGUGCCCCACAGUUCUCUUUCUUAAUCACUUUGCUUGUGAUUUGGUUGUACAAAUAUGGGGAGGUGUGCGAUUUGUUUCAUGCAAAAAAGGAACUGGCAAGUGAUUGUUAAUGUUUGUGCUUUUUUACCUUUACCACUGCAUUGUGUGGACAAGAUGACUUGGUGACGGGAGCAUGCUCUGUAUAUAAUAUACUGCCAGACCACUUUUCAUUGACAGCAUGUUUUCAUUUUAAUGGCCUUUGUGUGAUGGCAAGAUUUUGGUUGAAAUCAUCUUGUAUUUUGUACAUGAUUUUACUUUAGCAUAUUGAAACACAUCAAUACAAGAUUUUUUCUUUUGGAAGAGCGAUGUUAGCUUAUUGAAGUAAGGAACAGUUGUAACUCUAUUUUAUUGUUGUGAAGUAGUUUUGGGGUGAGCAAUUUAUGAAAACAAGUAGUACAAAACUGUGGAACAGAUACAGACCUAUUUAAAAUUGUAUGCUAGAGAAGUUCCUUGCAAAGUUGUGGCUUCAGAAAUCCAGCCUGAGUAUCUUUGUGUGAUUUACAUGCAUUCUUCUUUGUUGCAUGAGAUGCUUUGUUUUUGUCAUCAUAAGUAUAUACAGCAGGACCAUGGUUUAUUUUCCUUUUCACUGAUUUCCUGUUUGAAGAAGUGGAGGUUAAGUGUGCUAUUUACAGUUAACUGAAAGAAGACUAAAGUGAAGUGAGAUUGUGCAUGAAGAAAGUGAAGGCUGUUAAUUGUAAAAAAUAUCCAUGAGCUAAAAAAUCAUUUUCACAUUUCUCAGUUUUAAAGGAUCUUUUCUGAUCCUGCAGGUCCAGAAAAGCCAGAGAUUUCUUUGUUCUUAUUAUUUGGUUUCCAAGCAAAAAACCUGUUAAGCAGUGAAUGAUAAGAUAAAGAUGUUACUUGAUUUUUUUUCCACCUGUUUUUAGUUAGUAAUAUUUUGCUUACUUGGGAAUUUUAAGCUUACAUCAGAUACGGCUGGAGUUUUUAGUAGCUUUAGUUUCAGUCUAGCAGCAAGAUAUUUGAAUGUAUCAUGGACAGAGAAUGUGCCGUGAAGUAAAAUAUGAAGAGUUAUGGUUGGCUUUACUUCACCUACAUUGCUUGAAUGAAAUUACUGGCAUCAUUUCUUGUGUAUUGUGAAGGAAACUGUACAGUAUUCUAAAUGGGUGGUAUGAAAACAAUUGUUUGAAAACUUUUAUGAUAUACAAUAAUAAUAUAAAACAAAAAUAUUUUGAAUUUGCAACUGCUUUUUGCAGUAUUUCUUGUCUCUUUCGAGACAAAAAAUUCUCAGUUGGGUGAGGUCUUUUUUUUUAAGCUUCUUGAAGACUAAAUGCUUUUAUUUUCAAGAGACCCUUACAUGAUAAAUCGGAUGCCUAAAACAGCUGGCUUUGACCAUUCUUGCAGUCACAAGUCCAACUUAGUGACCUUGUGUUACAAAGUUGAACACACUGGGCAAUAGACUAGAAAUUCCUUUACUUUUAGUCUGACUGAGGAUAGCCUUUCAUACCUUUACAUUGGACUUUGCAGCUGUUUACAUGUGUCAAGCGGAGACUGGUUAAACUUCAUUGUAGCCAGGGUGCUGUUGCAGUCUCUGGCUAUACCGUUUGUCUUUGAUGAUCUUGCCUUCAUGAAAGAUAGUAGACCUGUCCCUAACCUGUUACAAGUUAGCAGAGAGAGGCAAGAUCUAGGAAGAGAAAAGGUAAUUUAGAUCAUUUCUUUUUAAAGUCUGCAAGCCUGGCAUACCCAACAGGUUAUAUGAAAGGCAUCCAUAUUUACAAUGACAAUGACCAACUUUAUUUGUCACAGUCAGCAAUUUGAACAUGGGAAGGUGCUCUAGUCACAAAAGUAAAAGUUAGAAAUAAAAAUAGAAAUAAAGUUUGUUGCAAGGUGCAGGUUAAAAAGAUGUCGACAGUGAAAAAUAUGAACAAAUAAAAAGAAAAAAAAAUUGAUGGGCAAGUGACAAUCAUAAUAUAUAACAACAAACUUACAUCAAGGCUAUUCAUGCGUGCACCUACGACAUCACACACAGACAACUCAUCUGAGGUUAACAGGGGGACUGCAGAUGGCAUAAAUGAUUGCAGGUGCCUAUUACUUCUACAUGGAAUAACGUUUACCUGAGCUUAAUAAUACAAAUUCUCUCUUUAGUACAUGUUCAGGUAUGGAAAAAUGCGUGAAGCUUUUCUAUUUGUUGGUCACAGAAAGAAGUUAAAUCCCUCUGUUUACCAAUUAUGUUAAAACAGAGGUGGGCAAAACUGUUCAGACUAUUCCUAUCAUGGACCGAGAGAUUUAUCAGGUAUUAGUGUUUUUUGUGCAUGUGCACAACCACUCACUCAUCAGAAAAGGGAGUUGCCUAGAGGGGUUGCUUUAAAACAUUUGGCUGUGAAAAUUAUGUGCCACUUAUAUUAAUACUGGUAGUGCUUAUGUUAAUCUUUAAAGCUUUUCAGGUGUUAACUCCAUAGCUUGAUGGUGAGAGUUGCUUCACCUUUGAAAUUAAAUAUGUUGACUGUGUACUGAUUUUGCAUGCCUUUUCAUUACUGAUUUUUGCUUUUGAAACACUGUUGCUAUUUUCUGGUAUGGUUUAAGAGUAGUUUAUGACUGUCACAAACUCAUUUCAGCAGACCUUAACAAUGAAGUCACUUUUAUGAUGGUAUGUCUAUUGGAUUUCUAUUGGGUUUAAGUUUUUGACCCAUAGGAGUCGACAGUUUUUCAGUUUGUCUAGUUUACCUCAGUAAAUGAAAUCUUUAGAGAAAAUUAAUAGAUGCAGAUGUAAUCCACCGCCUAUUUUAUCUCACUUUAUUAAUAUCAGGGCAGAGCUUGCUCAUAUGUUGACAUGGAUGAGUGUGCCAAAUUAGGGAAAGAAAACUGCACUGAGGCAUAGAUCCCAUUGAAAACCAUACCAAUGAGAAGCUAUCUAGUCCAGCAAGGAUCUCAUUUCAUUGCUCAGUGAUUAUCUUCAUUGCAAAUGCAGGUGUUCUUUCUUAUUUCCUUUUUUUUUUAAUCGAAUUUGUAUCUUGAUAGAUUCUAAAUGUCAAUAAACUCCAGAACUGUUAUUAUUAGAGACAUAAGCUUAAUUUUAUUGGUUUCUAUCAUCACAAUGUUAAGUUGGAGUUUUCUCUAUUUAUAUUGAGGUUUUGUGACAUUUUGUCAGGGAUGUAAAACACAAGUGGAAAUUGAAAAGGUGCACAAAAAGAGACACUUGUCUAUGUGAUCAAGAGAGAACUCAUUACUAGAUAGUUUAACUUCGGUCUUUACUUUUUUGGGGGGAUGGGGGCAUUUUUAAAGACCUACAUUAUCUGUCUUAUAAUUUCUAAAUAAAGUGCCGAUAGCGACAUUUAAAAGCCAUUCCAAGCCUUUAACAGUGUGUUCAUGUGACUUGUACUUUUCUGUGUGUGAUACUUGGGCAAGUGAACUGUUCCUGAGUUUUAUUGUUAAGCCAAUGCACACAAUGCAAUUUCUUUUUUAUUUCUUUGGGGCAAGUGGAAGGAACUUGGAUCCAAAGUUAUUUCUUUGUUGUAAUCCUUGCAAAGGGAAAUGUACUAUUACUAGAAUAUUCUUAGGACAUCACCUAUUCCACUGCUUUAAAUGGCUUAUAACCAGUGUUAAAUUCUCAAUGCUGUGUGUCAAAAGUGUUGUGUUUUUAUUUAGCUUCACUAGCAUUUAGAUUUUCUGCAGUGGAUUUUAUUUAUGUGUUGUACAUGUGCACUUUUGCACACAUGCAAAGGAUACCUGCUCUGUGAUUGUUCUGGUUGUUUCCCCAUCAUCCCAAUCCUAGCCAUUAACUUGUCAUUGCAUUUUAUCAGCAUGGUUUUCCAAUUGAUUUGUCUACCAAGAGUCAGCUUGUUUCCUUUUAGCACUUUCUUCCAAAUUCUAUGGAGCCAGCCAGUCAUCUGAGAACCUGAACACUAAGAGUGCUCCAAACCUUGUAGCAGCAACUUAGAUAAUAUAGCACCUUUCUAAAAUCAUGCUUUAUAGCUUGUAUACUAUUCUCUUUUGCUGUUUGGCUUGAAUGCAGUAAGGAGUUCCCCAUCCAUCUUGCCACAGCAGUAUUUGUCUAGACAAUAAACGAGAUGCAUUGAUAAUUUAAGUGACCAGUAGGACUUUUUUAAAUGCCAUGUAAACUUGUGAUUGUGCAGACAAUGAAUGUAUUCAUUGAUAAUAAAUAACGAAAGAAGAAUGCCA